GACAGACCUCAAUCAAAGAGUAAGAAGAAAGAAAAGGAGAAGCUUUUUUGAAUACUUGAAAAAUGGGUGCUGAAGAAAAUAAGGGUGAUGUAGUAAAGAAGAAGAAGACGAGUGGCAUUGGAUCACUCAGAUCGAUUUUGAUUCAUGCGGAUAAAGUAGAUUGGUUGUUGAUGGUUGUGGGGCUUAUUGGAUCGAUUGGUGAUGGGAUCUCCACCCCAGUCAUGUUGUUCAUUAGUAGCAAGCUGUUGAACCAUAUUGGUGAUGCACCCACCAAUUCUGCAGAUGUCAUCAUUCAUAACAUUAACAUGAAUGCACUGGCGCUUUGCUAUGUGGCUUGUGCACAGGGACUCCUCUGUUUCCUAGAAGGAUAUUGUUGGACAAGGACCAGUGCGAGACAAGCUGCAAAGAUCAGAGCUAGUUAUUUAGGAGCAGUGCUAAGGCAAGAAGUAAGCUAUUUUGAUUUGCAUGUGACAAGUCCCUCAGAGAUCAUCACAACUGUCUCAAACGAUUGUCUGGCUAUUCAAGAUGUCAUAAGUGAAAAGCUUCCCUUCUUUUUAAUGAACUUGGCCAUGUUCUUGGGGUGCUUUAUAAUCGGUUUGAUAUUGCAAUGGAGGCUCGCAAUUGUUGGGCUUCCAUUUGUGAUUUUAUUGGUGGUUCCUGGUAUAUUGUAUGGAAGAACUUUAAUGGUGUUGGCAAGAGGGAUAGCGGAAGAGUACAAAAAAGCAGGAAAUAUAACUGAGCAGGCAAUAUCUUCCAUCAGGACUGUGUAUGCAUUUGUUGGCGAGACCAAAACCAAUGUUGCAUAUUCCACAACUCUUGAAUUCUCGGUGGUACUGGGUUUGAAGCAGGGACUGGCUAAGGGUCUGGCUUUUGGCAGUAACGGUGUUGUUUUCGCCAUUUGGUCUUUCAUGGUAUACUACGGAAGCAGAAUGGUCAUGUACCAUGGCUCCAAAGGUGGCACUGUUUUCUCUGUCAGCACCCUUGUGGUUGUUGGAGGAUUAGCGCUUGGUUCCAGUUUAUCCAACCUGAAGUAUUUCUCAGAGGCAUGGUCAGCAGGAGAGCGAAUGACUGAAAUCAUAAGACGAGUGUCCAAGAUUGACAUAGAUAAUACUGAAGGUGGAUCCUUGGAAAAUGUCAAAGGUGAAGUCGAAUUCAGGCAUGUUGAAUUCGCCUACCCAUCUAGACCGGACAACAUAGUUUUCAAAGAUUUCUCUCUGCAUAUUCCUUCUGCCAAAACUGUGGCCUUGGUGGGUAGUAGUGGAUCUGGGAAAUCAACCUUAAUAGCUCUAUUGCAAAGGUUUUACGAUCCGCUUCGCGGUGAAAUACUUCUUGAUAAUGUUGCCAUUGAUAAAUUGCAACUAAAGUGGCUAAGAUCACAGAUGGGUUUGGUAAGCCAAGAGCCUAUCCUAUUUGCUACAUCUAUCAAAGAAAACAUACUUUUCGGGAAGGAAGAUGGUUCAGUUAAAGAGAUUGUUCAAGCUGCCAAAUCUUCCAAUGCUCACAAUUUCAUCAGCCAAUUCCCUCAGGGUUAUGAUACCCAGGUUGGGGAGAGAGGGGUACAAAUGUCAGGAGGACAAAAGCAAAGAAUUGCAAUAGCUAGAGCAAUCAUAAGAUCACCAAAGAUCAUGCUACUUGAUGAAGCUACAUGUGCAUUAGACUCAGAAUCUGAAAAAUUUGUCCAAGAAGCUCUCGACAAAGCUUCUUAUGGUCGUACCACCAUCAUCAUUGCCCACCGUAUCUCCACCAUACGAAAUGCGGACAUCAUUGCCGUGAUCCAAAAUGGCCACAUUAUCGAAACAGGAACUCAUGACGAGUUAAUGGAACACCAAGAUGGCUCGUAUGCUUUCCUUGUUCGUACUCUACAAUUAGAUAAAAAAGAAGACAACCAGAAUGAAGCUCCUUCGUCCUUGUCUCUCGCUCCAAUUCCUGUCAUCAAUAACACCAGUAGUCGCAUGUUAUCUCUAGGGGCCUCAUCGAGUGCUGCCAUGGCAGAAAAUAUGCCACUCUCUGGCUCAUCUGAGGCCCAAAAAGUUCCAAACCCUUCUUUUUUUAGGUUGAUUGCGUUGAACUUACCAGAAUGGAAGCAAGCAUUUAUGGGAUGUAUAGGCGCGAUACUGUUUGGAGGAGUCCAACCCACAUAUUCCUUUGCCAUGGGGUCGAUGAUAUCAGUGUAUUUCUUCAAAGACCACAAUCAGAUUAAGGAGAAGACUAUGAUAUAUUCGCUCUCUUUUCUGGGAUUGGCAUUUGCUUCUCUGAUAGUUAACGUUGUUCAACAUUACAAUUUCGGCUACAUGGGCGAGAAGUUGACAAAAAGGGUUCGCGAGAGGAUGCUGUCAAAGAUUCUCACUUUCGAGGUUGGUUGGUUUGACAAGGAUGAGAAUUCGAGUGGUGCAGUCUACUCUAGACUUUCCAAAGAUGCCAAUGUGGUGAGAACCGUUGUUGGCGAUCGUAUGAGCCUCCUUGUACAAACACUUUCAUCAGUAAUUGUGGCAUGGACGAUGGGGCUCAUGAUUGCUCCCAAGCUCGCCAUCAUAAUGAUCGCAGUUCAACCCAUUUUCAUCAUCUGCUUCUACACCCGGCACAUCCUGAUCAAGUCCAUGUCUCAACGAGCCGUCAAAGCCCAUAACGAGACCAGCAAGCUCGCAGCCGAAGCAGUCUCCAACCUCAGAACCAUCACCGCAUUCUCUUCUCAAGCCCGGAUCCUCUCAAUGCUCGACAAAGCCCAAGAAUCCCCACGACGAGAGUUCAUUAAACAGUCUUGGUACGCCGGUCUAGGUCUCUCCACUUCACAAUGCCUCAUGUUGUUGACCACUGCUCUAGAUUUGUGGUAUGGCGGGAAACUCGUCUCUCAGCGAGAGAUCUCAGUUAAAGCCGUGUUUGAGACAUUCUUAAUUCUGAUCAACACCGGUCCGGUGAUUGCCAACGCUGGAGCCAUGAUCACGGACCUUGCCAAGGGGUCGGAAACUAUUCGGUCUGUGUUUGACACAUUGGACCGACAAACGAGAAUUGAGCCAGAGGACCCAAAAGGUUACAAGCCUGAAAGGAUAAUGGGCUUAAUUGAGUUUCAAGACGUGGAUUUUGCUUACCCAACCCGACCCAACAUGAUUGUGUUCCAAGGGUUCACGAUGAAAAUAGAAGCUGGGAAAUCGACAGCGCUGGUGGGACAAAGCGGGUCCGGGAAAUCAACUAUCAUCAGUUUGAUUGAACGGUUCUAUGACCCCCAACGAGGAACAGUGAGAAUCGACGGUCGGGAUGUGAGGACGUAUAACCUCCGAUCCCUGAGGAAGCAGAUCGGGCUAGUAAGCCAGGAGCCUGUUCUAUUCGCUGCCACGAUCAAGGACAACAUCACCUAUGGCUCGGUCCAGGACGAGAUCGGCGAGUCAGAGGUGAUUGCGGCAGCGAAGGCUGCCAAGGCACACGAUUUCAUCUCGGGCCUGAAUGAUGGUUACGACACGUGGUGCGGCGACAAAGGCAUCCAAUUGUCGGGAGGGCAGAAGCAGCGGAUCGCGAUGGCCCGCGCGGUGCUGAGGAACCCAAAGAUUCUUCUGCUAGAUGAGGCGACGAGCGCCCUGGACGGGUGGUCGGAGAAGGCAGUGCAGGCAGCGGUGGAGAGGGUGAUGGUCGGGAGGACGAUCGUGGUGGUGGCCCACAGGUUGAGUACAAUACAAAACUGUGAUUCCAUCGUGGUUUUGGAGAAAGGGGUGGUCAUAGAGAGCGGGACCCACUCGUCUCUGUUGGCAAAAGGACCCGCCGGAGCUUAUUACUCCUUGGUUAAUCUUCAACGGAUCUCGGUUGAUGUAGCUUAA
Linum tenue is the source of this 3806-nucleotide messenger RNA. The record is from the annotation of a GenBank genome assembly. Lineage: Eukaryota; Viridiplantae; Streptophyta; Magnoliopsida; Malpighiales; Linaceae.